Molecule: messenger RNA, 700 nt
Organism: Rubroshorea leprosula
Lineage: Eukaryota; Viridiplantae; Streptophyta; Magnoliopsida; Malvales; Dipterocarpaceae
Source: the annotation of a GenBank genome assembly
CCCAAAAAAGAGGGACAGAUUUGGAAGAACGUUUGGUUUUGUCCGAUUUCUAGAGGUGAAGGACGAGAAAGAGUUGGAAUGCCAACUAGAUCAGAUCUGGAUUGGUAACCCAAAACUCAAGGCAAACAUCCCUAGAUUUAAAGAAGACCGAGAUGGUGUUCCACUACAUUCUUGGGGGUCUACAUUUUUUUCCACUCUUAGUUGUAUCUGGGGAAAGUUCAUUACUUUAGAUGAAAGCACAAGCAAGAAGAAACAUUUUGACAUUGCAAGAUUCCUUAUAUGCACACCAGUCAUGGAUUCCAUUUCAAAAAAGAUCAAAGUCAACAUCAAUGGAACAGUGUACAAUAUCAAAGUGGAGGAAGAAGAAUUCUCCAAUAGUUUAUUUUCCAUCAAAUCAGGUUUCAUUCCAGAUUUUCCAAGUGAUUCUGAAAUUGGGUCUAAGGAAACUUGGGAGAUUGAUAGUGUAGAAGAUGAAGCAUCAAAAGGAGUAGAUAUGGAAGUUGAAAAGUUAUUUAGUGACAUGGAGAUUGGGGUGCCUAGGGAGAAAGAAGAAGAUGUGGCACUCAUAGAUUGGAUGGUGGUUCAAAAUUCGAAAACCCAAACACAUGGAUUUGGAAUUGACGAGAGCAACUGAAAGAAUGUGUUGGAAGAAUCUCAAUUGAUGAAUAAUGGGGAUAUCCAAGAAAAUAUUAAUGAAUCU